This is a messenger RNA of Rubroshorea leprosula, 1118 nucleotides long. NCBI's taxonomy places the organism in Eukaryota, Viridiplantae, Streptophyta, Magnoliopsida, Malvales, Dipterocarpaceae. The record is from the annotation of a GenBank genome assembly.
ACCCUUUUAGUCUUCCCCCUCACACAUUGCCUGUGUUACCAAACAAGUUGGCUGAGAAAAAAUGAAGAUCUUCAACUGGGUACAGAAGCGGCUUCAUCCUAACCUUCUCAAAGAUGGGGUGGCUCGAAAAGUGAAGAAGACCGAUUCCGUUGCUAUUCACGGCAACACAAAAGCCUUGAUGGAACAAGUAGCGUUUGUGGACGUGCUGGAUGGCUGGAAAUACGGCGGCAUUCUCACCAUUGGAACCUUCGGUUUUGAUCCUCUCACAAAGCUGGAGUUGGACCAAGAGAAAGACUACUCUACUUCGGAGAGUGACGAAGAAGCAGAGGAAGGAGACGGAUAUGGACUGAACAACGACAGCGUCCAACAUGAAAAUGACAACAACAGCAGUACUGAUACUGAAAAUGAAGAAGUGGAUCCAUUGAUGUUCAACAUAUGCUGCGAGGAGGCUGGUGGAAAAACUGCUGAUAUUGAGAUAAUGAGCGUUGAUGAUUUUGUUGUAUUGGGUGCUGUUCCACCAGUGGCGUCUUCUACUCAUGCAAUCAAACUUGAUCACCUGGAUGAUCAAGGGAAAUUGAAGAGAAGAACGACCCUGGCUGAACUGUUUUCGGAGGAUUCUGAUUCUGCUAUGAAAAAGAAGCCGAGUCCAAAGGAAUUCAAGCGGAUGAGUUCUGGGACAAAGGCAUUUCCAAAGACAAAAAACGGCCUGUCCUUUGCCAAGAAACUCAUUCCUCAUGCUGGAGAGGAUGCUCGCCCCCUCAAAAAGAUACAAAAAAUGAUGAGGAGGAUGCUGAAGAAGAAGAUCCAUCCAGACGCUGAAGGCAAGGGCUCUGCCUCUGACUCUAAGCCAGACUGCCCCAACAAGCCUGUUGUUCUUAACCAAGCUUCUGAAUUCGGUUCUCUCCUUCCAACUCCAGAUGCAGCAGCAUGAGCUUCAAUAUUCCAGUAUAUAUGAUUAUGAGUUAAAAACGUAAUCGUGUUUUUACAUUUUUAGAUGAGUUUUAUUUGAUUUUAUUUUUAUGGUUCCUCGGACAAUAUAAUGUAUGCUUGUAUGGAUUCCAUGUGAUGUUUUGUAAGCUUUGAUGUGUUUUGGCUUUUAGUAAAUGAUGAUAUGUGUU